CGGCUGGUGCUGCCCCUCGGCCGCCGUGGAACACGCAUCCGCACCGCCCGGCCGGUGCUCUCCGCGCUGCUCUCCUCUUGCCUCUGCCGCUCUCAUUUGUUUUAAUUUUUUUUUUCGCCCUCCUCCCCUCCCAUCUUUUGGGCGCUUCCCCUCUCGCCCGCCCGCCCGGCGGGCUGCCUCCGCGGGCGCGCAGCGCGGGGCCAUGCCGCCGGGGCCGCCGCUGCUUCGGGGCUCCCUCCUCCUCCUCCUCCUCUUUCUCCUGCACUUCCUCGGAGCCCCGGCCCGCGGAGCCGUCUACACCAACCAUUUCUUGGUGGAGCUGCACGACGGGGGCCAGGCGGAGGCCGAGCGGGUAGCGGCGGAGCACGGCUUCGGUGGCGUGCGGAAGCUCCCUUUUUUAGAAUCUGGAUACUUUUUUUAUCACAAUGGCCUUGCUAAAGCCAGGAGAAGACGCAGCCUUCAACACAAGCUUCGUCUGGAAAAGGACUCCAGGGUGAGGAAAGCUGUGCAACAGGAGGGCUUCAUCAGAAGGAAGAGAGGCUAUAGAGACAUCAAUGACAUUGACAUCAACAUGAAUGAUCCUUUAUUUACAAAGCAGUGGUACCUGAUUAACACUGGUCAAGCAGAUGGGACUCCUGGACUUGACCUUAAUGUAGCUGAAGCAUGGGAGCUGGGAUACACAGGGAAGGGAGUAACCAUAGGAAUUAUGGAUGAUGGAAUUGAUUAUCUGCAUCCAGAUCUUGCAUCAAACUACAAUGCCAAAGCCAGCUACGACUUCAGCAGCAAUGAUCCCUACCCCUAUCCCCGCUAUACGGAUGACUGGUUUAACAGCCACGGGACAAGGUGUGCAGGAGAGGUGUCUGCUGCUGCCAACAACAACAUCUGCGGCGUGGGAGUUGCGUACAACUCCAAAGUGGCAGGUAUUCGCAUGCUCGACCAGCCGUUUAUGACAGACAUUAUUGAGGCUUCCUCCAUCAGUCACAUGCCUCAGGUCAUAGAUAUAUAUAGUGCCAGCUGGGGACCAACUGAUAAUGGGAAGACUGUGGAUGGACCUAGAGAGUUAACACUGCAAGCAAUGGCAGAUGGUGUGAAUAAGGGCCGGGGUGGAAAAGGCAGCAUCUAUGUCUGGGCCUCUGGAGAUGGAGGCAGCUAUGAUGACUGUAACUGUGAUGGUUAUGCAUCGAGCAUGUGGACAAUCUCCAUCAAUUCUGCCAUAAACGAUGGACGGACAGCUCUGUAUGAUGAAAGCUGCUCUUCAACCUUAGCUUCCACCUUUAGUAAUGGGAGGAAGAGAAAUCCAGAGGCUGGUGUGGCUACAACAGAUUUGUAUGGCAACUGCACCCUGCGUCAUUCAGGCACGUCUGCAGCUGCCCCUGAAGCAGCCGGAGUGUUCGCCCUGGCCCUGGAGGCUAACUUGCAUCUGACAUGGAGAGACAUGCAGCAUCUGACAGUGCUCACCUCCAAGAGGAACCAGCUUCAUGACGAGGUUCACAGGUGGCGUAGGAACGGCGUUGGGCUGGAGUUCAACCAUUUGUUUGGCUAUGGUGUCCUAGAUGCAGGAGCCAUGGUUAAGAUGGCAAAAGACUGGAAGACUGUUCCUGAGAGAUUCCAUUGUGUUGGAGGGUCAAUACAGGAACCUGAAAAGAUACCACCAAGUGGCAAACUGUUCCUCACGCUGACAACCGAUGCGUGUGAGGGGAAGGAGAACUUUGUGCGGUACCUCGAACACGUGCAGGCAGUUAUAACCGUGAAUUCCACUCGGCGAGGAGACCUCAACAUCAACAUGACCUCACCAAUGGGAACAAAGUCCAUUUUGCUGAGCCGGCGCCCCAGGGAUGAUGACUCCAAGGUGGGUUUUGACAAAUGGCCUUUCAUGACGACUCACACCUGGGGAGAAGACCCCCGAGGCACCUGGGCUCUGGAGAUUGGCUUUGUUGGCAGCCAGCCCCAGCGGGGUGUGCUGAAGGAGUGGACACUGAUGCUGCAUGGGACUCAGAGUGCCCCGUAUAUAGACCAAAUCGUAAAAGAUUAUCAGUCCAAACUGGCCAUGUCCAAGAAGGAAGAGCUGGAGGAAGAGUUAGAUGAAGCAGUGGAGAGAAGCCUGAAGAGUAUACUGAGCAAGAAGUAGUGCUGUGUUGCAUGACGGUGUCUUUCCUUCCCCACACCCCUCUACUCACCGUUCUACUAUCCAAACUUCUGUGUUAGACGUAUUACAAUGAUUGUCUCUGUAGACAAAUUAUCACCCUUUCUUGAUUUUAAAGUCUUAUAUCUCGUCAGUAAUUACUUUAAUUGCCACUGAAGCAGUCCAUUUUUUAUCUCUAAACCACAAAAUAUACUCCCACCAAAUACUAUGUACAGUUUGUGACUGUAAAUGAUGAUUUUUCUUUUGUGUCAUACAAAUAGGUAAUAACCUGCAAAGAAGUUAAUGGCUUUUCCCUUCAUAUUUCUGUGGUAAAUGUUUGUAUUAAAAAAAGAGUGAAUUUUAACACUGGAAGUUGGUGAUAAUUGAGCACAUUUUAAAAAAUGACUGCAAGAGAGGGAAUCACAAAGAGGUUGUCUGGAGAGGUCUUUGAACAUGCUCCUUCUGCAUCACUGACUUCAGUGGGACUUCCUCCAUUGGGUUCAACCAAAGUACAACUAGACCCCACAAAAAGAAAUAAUCCAGAGAUAAGGAAAAUUCACCAAUCUGAUUUGCAGAAAUCCAAUUCUUUUGAGAGUUUUAUUGCAUCGUACAGUUACACUACAUACACACUUCAGCUACAGGAUGGAUCAACAGAUAUGCAAUAAGGAAGGCAAAACGAUGCCAAAGCUGGGUGGCAGGGAGAAGUGAUUUGCAAACCAGGUCAGGGCCUUCUAGAAGCACAAGUCCCAGUUUUGCUGGAGUUCUUUUUUAGUUUGGUUGUUUUGGGGAUUCUUUUCCUGUUGUUGUUUUUUUGUUUUGUAAUUUUGGCAAUUUAAAUCAAUUUACCAUCUCACAGCAGAACAAGCACAUGGGAUGAGCUGUAGGAUUUCUGGCAGCUUGUGUGCACCUGCUGGUUUCUCUACUGAGAUGUUCUCCAGCACUGUAAAAUGAGGCUGUGUCAGCAUUACGAACCACAGACACCUGUUUUCUGGGGUUUGCAACCCAGCUGCCAGUAAACUGCUGUGGGGAAAAUUUGAAGCACACAGUUUCAGUCCCAAAGCAAUUUUUAAUUUAAUUUUUUUUAAAGCUAUAUAUUUGCUGGUAUUAUGUUAUACAAAUAUAUUUAAGGAGAAAAAUAUGCUGAAGUUAUUAAAGUGUAAUGCAAUGUUGGCCUUCUUGAGAAAUAAAAUGUAGUAUAUUUGGGAAGA
Messenger RNA from Vidua macroura (Pin-tailed whydah), 3330 nucleotides. It is a transcript of the gene PCSK2, whose product is annotated as proprotein convertase subtilisin/kexin type 2. Bases 203 to 2128 code for a protein of 641 amino acids. Gene Ontology annotation, biological process: protein processing. The transcript is spliced from 12 exons. NCBI's taxonomy places the organism in Eukaryota, Metazoa, Chordata, Aves, Passeriformes, Viduidae. The record is from RefSeq and is a predicted model, not a curated record. Gene Ontology annotation, cellular component: trans-Golgi network; Golgi membrane. Gene Ontology annotation, molecular function: serine-type endopeptidase activity.